UCUCUCUUUCCUUUCUUUCCCUGCUAAUUGCUACCUCAUCUAUCCCUUCCACCUCACUCUCACUGAUCUUGUCUCUCUUUCUCUUUCUCUCUCUCUCACCUGUUAUUAGUCUUGGCUAGCUUUCUUCUCUUCUGAUUCCCUCCACUAUCUCUCCAACUUUGGCCACAUACACCACAAACAAAAUACAAGGUAGCUAGCUAUAGCUGCAGAAGAGAAGGGAAAGCAAUCAGGCAUCAGCAGCUAGGGAGAGAGAGAAAAGAAAAACACAAGGCCUUGCCAAACCCUAGCACUUUAAUUCUCUAUCUUCUCUCCAGAGUCACCAGACCUCAGCUCAGCUCAGCUCAGCAUCACUUGCUACCCACCACCAUGAUCUUCCCCCCUGCCUUCCUGGAUUCCUCGAGCUGGAAUGAUAACAACAACAACAACCACAACCAGCAGCAGCAGCAGCAACAUGCUCACGGCCACCACCAGCAUCAUCAGGUCGCCGCCGGUUGUGGAGGCGGCGGCGGCGGCGGCGACGGCAAUAGCCAUGAGCUUCUGCAGCAGCAGUCAAUGAUUCCGGGCACGCUUGCCGAUGGCGGCGGCGGAGGCGGCGCGGUGGGGCCGGCGAAGCCGAUGUCGAUGUCGGAGAGGGCGCGGCUGGCGAGGAUCCCGCUGCCGGAGCCGGGGCUCAAGUGCCCGCGCUGCGACUCCACCAACACCAAGUUCUGCUACUUCAACAACUACUCCCUCUCCCAGCCCCGCCACUUCUGCCGCGCCUGCCGCCGCUACUGGACCCGCGGCGGCGCGCUCCGCAACGUCCCCGUCGGCGGCGGCUACCGCCGCCACGCCAAGCGCGCCAAGCCCAAGCCGGCGUCCGCGGCGGGCUCCGCCUCAGCCGCCACCACCACCGCCGGCUCGACGCCAGCGGGGUCGACGACGACGACGACGACGUCCUCCACCUGCGCCACGCCCAACGCGCCCGCCCUCCCGGCGAUGCUGGGCGGCAACCUCUCCAUCCUGCCGCCGCUGCUCCGCCUCGCCGACUUCGACGCCAUGAGCCUCGGCUCCACCUUCUCUGGCAUGGCGGCGGCCGCCGGCAAGCCACCGCCCGUCGACGCGGCCGGCUGCUACUCCGUCGGCGCCGCCACCGGCCUCGAGCAAUGGAGACUACAGCAGAUGCAGAGCUUCCCGUUCUUCCACGCCAUGGAUCACCAGGCGGCGAUGGCGGCGCCACCGCCGGCAAUGGCAAUGCCGGGGAUGUUCCAGCUAGGCCUAGACGGCGACGGCCAUGGCAGCGGCGGCGGCGAAGACGGUGGAGAGCUCCACCAUGCGAUGCCAUCAUCGAAGAGAGAAGGCUACCCAAGGGGCAUGUAUGGCGAUCAUCACCUCGCUGGAGGAUACACCUCCUACUCCAGUGCAACCACAGGUAACCAUCUCUUGUAAUGAUCGAGAGCUAGCCUAUAACUAAUCACAAUCUAGCUAGCUAAUGGCAGAGAUCUGCAAAUAUAAUGCAGACUCUCUACGAUUAGCUAGCUAGAUAUAUAUUCAUAAUAGGGCGUGUGAUCGAUCAUAUCGAUGGUGAUGGUGAUGGUGGUGUGAGAUAUAGAACCAAAUUAAGUUUAAGGAUGGUUGAUCUCGAUCGAUCGAGAUCGAGAUCGAGGCAUUUGCAUUUUUUGCACUUGCAAUUAGGUGAUGUGUCCCAAUGAAGACUGGAGGAGUGUGUGUUUAAUUUUGAUCAUGCAAAAGUAGUACUAGUAUUUUCUAGCUAGUUUAGCUUUGCAUGCAUGAUCUAAUCUCACUUGAUGUGUUUCUUCUUCUUCUUCUUUUCUUUUAAAUGUUAGGGUUUUUUUUUCUCUCUCGUGCAUUUGGGGCCACGUACGUUAUGUGUACCACUACUGUUGUUCAUUUUGUUAAUGGAAACUCCUAUUAUAUGUCAAUUAAUUCUCCUAUA
Molecule: messenger RNA, 1933 nt
Organism: Oryza sativa Japonica Group (Japanese rice)
Lineage: Eukaryota; Viridiplantae; Streptophyta; Magnoliopsida; Poales; Poaceae
Product: dof zinc finger protein DOF3.6
Biological process (GO): regulation of DNA-templated transcription
Molecular function (GO): DNA-binding transcription factor activity; DNA binding
Source: RefSeq, a predicted model, not a curated record